Monascus purpureus is the source of this 3019-nucleotide messenger RNA. NCBI's taxonomy places the organism in Eukaryota, Fungi, Ascomycota, Eurotiomycetes, Eurotiales, Aspergillaceae. The record is from the annotation of a GenBank genome assembly.
UCAAAACAGCCAUCUACCUAAUUCACAGAAGAAUCCAACAUAUAUUAUUAUUAUCAUUAUUGAUAUACGAAGAAAUGAGAGAUAUAGUCGGGUAAAUAAGAGUAUUCUCUCCGCAGUUAACCACUCAGUAAUAUCCCGGAAUACAGUAUAAUAACAUCCAUCUCGCGCUGCAUCUGCUCCGUCCUCUCCGCACUAUCAAUCCAUAACUCCAUAACCCGUUAACACAUACUAUUCAUGGCUACAUCCGAUACAUCUGAUUAUUAUCCCCGCAAACGCUCUCGCGGCGGCUGCAUCGACUGCAAAAAGGCCAAGGUGAAAUGCGACGAGGCACGCCCCUCCUGCGGAACCUGUGCUCGACGCGGCCAUAUCUGCCAGGGCUACAAAGCUCCGGAUUCUCGUAGCAGCGCCCGUCGCCCUUCCACCUCGAGCACGGUCUCCAUUCCCAGAGAUACUAGACAAUCAUCGUCAUCAUCAUCAUUGCCGUCGGCAUCAACAUGGCAAAGCCUCAGUCCGAUCCCUCCGGGCGUCAUCUCCGCAGCCGACGAAGAGCCCAUCAAGCAGUAUUUCACCCGACAUCCCGUGGAAAUAGUCAUCGAACAGAGGUUCGUGGACGAGAUGAAUGCGCAUACGCUGCUGGUAUUCCAAUGCGAUCCUGAAGCGAUAGCAGAUACGCUCUACGCCAUCGGCCAGACCUAUCUUGAAAUGACGGGGAAUGGAUCUCUGGUUCCCGCGCUGGAUCGGCGAGCGCGAACACUCGCGCGUUUGCGCAACAUGCAGAACGAUAGCAACAGGUACGGGUUGGAACAGCUCAUUAUGAUGAUUCUAGGGUUGAGUGCGAUGGAGUUGAUCGAUAUCAAAAGCCAGCGGAGAGAAAGCGCCAUUGUCGGUUUGAUUGCCUGUUGCGCGUCGAUUGUGAACCAACAUAUCCAAGCUGGGAAAUCUAUCAGCUCAACGGCGCGGUACUUUCUCCGGGCACUGGCUCGUCAGGAUAUGAUUUGUUCUUUGACGCUGAUGCGUCGUCCCCUCAUCCCCUCGCCGGUGUGGCUGGAUCAAGCGUGCGAGAUGACAGCAGACCGACUUAUGGGAUUCACGAUGACACUGAUGCCCCUGCUAGAGGACCUGUGUGUUCUUGCUUCAGACAUUCAAGAACAAGGGCCCUUGGGCCAGGACUUCCUUUUAGAUAGCGAACCAGAGAUGAGCUCCCCCAUGACGUUAUGUAUGGAGAACCCCUUCAUUCAGCGCGCAGGUGAUCUGGCGCUGCGCCUUCGAAUGUGGCAUCCGACUCCAGAUUAUACAAUGUCUGUCAGCACAGCGAGAAAGUGUUGGGUACAGGCGUACGCGUAUCGGUCUGCAGCUCUGCUCUAUCUACACCGUCUUAUUCAUCCGGCGGAAAGCUCUUAUGAAGCUGACCGCGUGGCCCUGGGGAUGGCCUGUGACGUUUUGGCGCAUCUCAGUGCCCCCGCGAGGGACCUGAAGUUGUGUACCUGGCCAACGUUCAUCGCAGCCUGUGAGUUGGCGACAAGUGAAGAUAGGACCGCAGUGAUGCAAAUCUUCGACGGUAUAUACCGUGUGAGGAACACAGUGACUACGUUGCGUGCCAAAGAAUUCUGUGUCCAGCGUGUUUGGCAUGCGCGAGACAAUGGGUUGGAUUGGAACUGGAUGAAUCUGGUUCAACAGUACCCUGGGGAAUGUAUACCAAUCUGAUCUGUCGAGCGAGCAGAAGAGACAGACAAUCAUGACUUCUUUGACAUUAUUAGGUAGGGGCACACUCGGCCUCUACGCGCCGUUUAUUUUCUUCUCUGCCUUCUCCUGCUCCACCCUCCACUUUAUCAUCUUCAAUUGUUCAUACAAUGUGCCCAGGGUAGGCACCUGCACGCCUAGCUCUUUUGCCCGCUUCAACGGAUUCCCCAAGACAACCUCCAACUCCAUCGGCCUCCCGUGAUCGAAAUCCAACAGCAUGCUUGGCCGAUACCGACAAUCAUUCGGCAGACGAUACGCAUAGAAAUCUAUAAUCUCCUCUGGUGGUGGGUGUCCCGCUGCCUUGGCAAUUGCAUACAUCUCCCACAUUGCUGGAAUAAGCAAAGUCUCACGUCCCCCGGAAGACUGCAGUUCACCUACAUCCAUCCUCAUCACUGUGCAAAUGGUAUUGAACGUUCCAUUCCAGAGUAACUUUUGCCACCGCGCACGUGGCAUAUCAUCCGUGAACGUGCAUUCCGCGUUGGCGGCACCGGCUCCUUUGCUUCCAGCCGUGUACAUCUCAACGAAUUCUCGCGUCUUGCAACUGACGCUCAUGCGGGAGACCGUCGUGGAAGUGCGGACAGAUAGUCAAAACAUCCGUUCCUGGUUGCAGAAUGGUGUUUUCCCCACUGGUCUGCGACCCGAUCAUGCUGAUUGCGGACAUGACGCUGCUGCCAGGAUAGUUCUGUAUGAUGGGAACUUCGAUGUCCAGUCCAUUCUGUAUUAGCACGACGACAGUAUGGCCUGGCGUGAUGACGGGUCUGAUCAAUUCAGCGACGCAGUAGUGAUCUGGUAGCUGUUUGGUGGUGACGACGACGAAAUCGUAUGGAGGGUCGUCCGGGAAGACGGCAUCCUUGACGCUGGGAACGACUUUCUGAGCUCUGUCAGUAGGAGCUUUGCAAAUAGUAGAAUGAAAUAGAUAACUCACCUCUAAACGGUCUCCAUCCAUCCAACUUCCCAUGAUCAAUCGAGUCGAUAUUCCACCCUUUCUCUUUAACAAUGGCAUACCUCGAUCGCAAAACGGCCGUGACUUUGGCCCUCCCGGACUUCUCAAGAACAAGGGAAGCGAUGGUCCCUACGCCUCCACUCCCAACUAGGCAUAUAUUGUUCAUGGCGUGGCAGGUUUAUUUGGGGGUUUUAUACUCCGUGCAUCUAUUACCGUGAGAAUAUUCAAUGGCAAGAGUCGAAGAUAACAAUUGUAGUGCUGCAUUUAUAUUUAAUAUAUAUAUGCCCCACAUUGGUAUACCUAGUAAUAGUACUAUCCUUUCCCUUUUGAGCUGGA